Messenger RNA from Williopsis jadinii, 291 nucleotides. RefSeq lists its product as uncharacterized. The record is from RefSeq and is a predicted model, not a curated record. The coding region runs from base 1 to 291 and encodes 96 amino acids. NCBI's taxonomy places the organism in Eukaryota, Fungi, Ascomycota, Saccharomycetes, Phaffomycetales, Wickerhamomycetaceae. The transcript has 3 exons.
AUGAACUUCAAAUCGUUAUCGCUGUUGCUAUGCACUCUCUGCUUAGCGCUGGCAGACUCCUACAUCCUCAUUUUUGAACAAGGUCAAGUGACUCCAAAUGAAUAUGUCCAAUCAGUGAGAGAGAACAUCAUCAAACUCGGUGGCACUAUCAAGUACGACUACACGACGUUGUUAACUGGCUUUGCGUUUUCCGUGCCCGAUGAUGUGACGUUGAACUCUGUGAAGGAGCUAAGUGAUGAGAAAUACCCGUUCUUCAUCGAGAAGGACUCAGAAGUUCAUAACUACGCCUAG